UUUUUUUGAUGCACAUUCCAUAUUCUUCUUUUUUUAAAAAAACAUUCUCAACAUGUGUUUGCAUUUUAUUUUUCCUACUAUUUUAUUAAUUCUGCUUUGUUAUUUGGAAAUAAAUAAAAUUAAAGAAAAAAAUCCCAUGUUAGAUAUCCACCUUGGUGGUCUCGUAUCAACUGAACUUUGAUCAUUUCAAUCAUUAAUUUUCUCUUGAGAUCUCCAACUCUACUGCCUUAAGAAGAGCUGAAACUUUAAUCAACAUGUAUACACUUUUAGCUUAAUAAUAAUAAUAAUAAUUCUUGAAGAGGACUGUUUCCUUUUACUUGGAGAUGCAAUAUGAAGGACAGUGGUAACAUCUCUCAGUACAGAAGUAGACUGGAUCAGACGCUGUCGUCUGAUGAUCUUGUCGAUUAUGAUAGGCUUAAGUCCCUUGUCAAGAACCAAAUCGUAUGUUUAUCAGAGUGUGAUCUUCACGAAUGUAUUGAUAAUCUAGUAGAUAGAAGAACCAAGGAAGUAGCAAACUUCCUGAGCAUGUUGAGGAGUGCAUCAGUAACUGAUUCUGAGGCAUCGCGUGAUGGAUGGAGAGUAAAACAGGACAGUGAGGAGAUUCGUGUUAUGUAUCGAGAGGGACCAGAAGGCACUCCUUAUCAUACCCUCCUAGCUGAAGGCUAUGUGGAUGGCCCAAUAGACGUUUGUUUAUGCAUUUCAUGGGAGGCAGAACUCUACAAAAAGUGGUGGCCACAAACUACAAUUCCAACUUUUAAAAUCGCGACAUCUCAAUGUUUGCAAAAGGUCAGAACUGGUGAACAAAUAUGUUUAGUAAGAACGAAGCUCUCAAGGCCAUUGUCAGCAAGGGAAGCUGUAGUACAUGUAUUUGCAUUUGAAUACUUUCAAGACGGUCUUAUAGUUGUGGUUGCCAAUACUAUCUCUGACUUAGAUAGUGUUGAUAGAAGUACCCAUUGUUAUUCCAAAGAUGAGAUACCCGAUGUGCAGGAUGUAGUACGAGUUGAUCUUGCGGGAGGUUUUGCUUUACAAAAAGUUACUGAUAAUCGAAGCUACUUCAGGACAAUAGGAAAUUUGGAUGUUAAACUGGAUUUUAUACCUUCAGCGUUAAUAAAUUUCGUCGCGAGGCAGCUCAUAGGAGGUGGUUUCAAGCUUUACAAAAAGGAAGUAGCUUCAGUUGCUAAAGGUGAUGAAGACUUCAGCAAGGCUCUAAAGGAUCCAAUGUAUGCUCGAAUACGUGAAGCUCUUUACUCGAAUAAAAUACCUUUAGAACUUCAAGACAUGAGGAAAAAUGCAGUUCCUCUUGAUGAAGAAACUAGAAGAAAGAAUGAUGAAAGAUGUCGCGAGGAAAAGGUUCAUAGUGAAAUCGAGGAGAUUGAAGACGAAGCCUGUAAAAAGAUGGAAUAUCAAAAUCAGGAUGACAGGUACAUAGAUGAUUCUCCAGUCAAUCAACUUGUUCAGAAACCGAGCAAGCACGAGAAUGUUGGUAUUAGCCCUGAGGUCAAACAAGCUUUAAGAACUUUGGAUAAGGCUAUUUCUAUCAUAAGGGAAUAUGGAUGUAACCUCGAAAUUAGGACAGUUCCAGAAACUAACAUAUCAGUAGAAGGGGAGAUAUACAGUCUACAAGAUUCAAAAUCAUCAGAAGCUGAUAAGGAUGGUAGAAACGUCGGAGAUUUUGGUGUAAUACCCAAACAGGAAUUUAGAGAAGCAACCUCUUAUGAAAACAGAAAUAGCUCUUGUUCCAGGUGCACGAGUUCUAGUUUGUGCACAAGGGAACCACCCCAUAACAAGAUUGCUCCAGCAUCACCAGAUGUUUAUGCUGCAAUUCGUGGUGAUGAGGCACAUCACAUCGCUCUAUGCUCUUCAACAGAUGAAGCAACAACAGGGAAAACAAUGGAGAAGUUAUUGAAGGAGGACAAUGUGACGGUUGCCUAUGAGGAUAGCAUCCAUGAGAAGGAGCUCGGUGAAAGAAAAACUAGAAAAAUACCAAGAAAAUGUUGCUUAAAAGUGAGGAAAAUUAUUUAAGGGAGAGUAGAAGAUAUUGUGAGAAAUGAAGAUCAACACAAGCAGUGUUCUGUGCAAUACAAUAUCUACAGUUGAAAUGUGAGACCUGCAUGUAAAACAAUAUCUUGUUACUCGAGUGUUAUAACCGGUUGAGUUUUCGUUCUCUUUUGUACAACAUAUGGAUAUGAAGCAAAAAUGUGAGAACUUCAUUUAAGUUUAGCUGCAAAUACGAAAUUUAAUGAACAUGUCA
Messenger RNA from Solanum pennellii, 2251 nucleotides. RefSeq lists its product as uncharacterized. The record is from RefSeq and is a predicted model, not a curated record. The coding region runs from base 331 to 2022 and encodes 563 amino acids. NCBI's taxonomy places the organism in Eukaryota, Viridiplantae, Streptophyta, Magnoliopsida, Solanales, Solanaceae. The transcript has 11 exons.